Molecule: messenger RNA, 2700 nt
Organism: Lepus europaeus (European hare)
Lineage: Eukaryota; Metazoa; Chordata; Mammalia; Lagomorpha; Leporidae
Gene: ATAD1
Product: ATPase family AAA domain containing 1
Exons: 10
Coding region: 85-1170 (361 amino acids)
Cellular component (GO): mitochondrial outer membrane
Molecular function (GO): ATP hydrolysis activity; ATP binding
Source: RefSeq, a predicted model, not a curated record
UGUCCCAGGCGGCAUUUCCUUCCUGUGCGAGGCCAGCUGAGGGCUGCUCCAGCCGCUGUUUCUGUCCCGGGGUUAACAAUCAAGAUGGUACAUGCUGAAGCCUUUUCUCGUCCCUUGAGUCGGAAUGAAGUUGUCGGUUUAAUUUUCCGUUUGACAAUAUUUGGUGCAGUAACAUACUUUACUAUCAAAUGGAUGGUAGAUGCAAUUGAUCCAACGAGAAAGCAAAAAGUAGAAGCUCAGAAACAGGCAGAAAAAUUGAUGAAGCAAAUUGGUGUGAAAAAUGUGAAGCUUUCAGAAUACGAAAUGAGUAUUGCUGCUCAUCUAGUAGACCCUCUUAACAUGCAUGUUACUUGGAGUGAUAUAGCAGGUUUAGAUGAUGUCAUUACGGAUCUGAAAGACACAGUUAUCUUACCUAUCAAAAAGAAGCAUUUGUUUGAGAAUUCUAGACUUCUGCAACCUCCAAAGGGUGUGCUUCUCUAUGGGCCUCCAGGCUGUGGUAAAACAUUGAUUGCUAAGGCAACAGCCAAAGAAGCAGGCUGCCGAUUUAUUAACCUUCAGCCUUCAACACUGACUGAUAAGUGGUAUGGAGAAUCUCAGAAGUUGGCUGCUGCUGUUUUUUCUCUUGCCAUAAAGCUACAGCCAUCCAUCAUCUUUAUAGAUGAAAUAGACUCCUUUCUAAGAAACCGUUCAAGUUCUGACCAUGAAGCUACAGCCAUGAUGAAAGCUCAGUUUAUGAGUCUGUGGGAUGGAUUGGAUACUGAUCACAGCUGCCAGGUCAUAGUGAUGGGAGCUACUAAUCGCCCUCAGGAUCUUGACUCGGCUAUCAUGAGAAGAAUGCCUACAAGAUUUCAUAUCAACCAGCCUGCUCUAAAACAAAGAGAAGCAAUUCUGAAGCUUAUCUUGAAAAAUGAAAAUGUGGAUAGGCAUGUAGACCUGUUAGAAGUUGCCCAGGAAACUGAUGGGUUUUCAGGAAGUGACUUAAAAGAGAUGUGUAGGGAUGCUGCCCUCCUCUGUGUCAGGGAAUAUGUUAAUUCCACAUCAGAAGAAAGCCAUGAUGAAGAUGAAAUUCGGCCUGUGCAGCAGCAGGACCUACAUCGGGCAAUUGAAAAGAUGAAGAAAUCAAAGGAUGCAGCAUUUCAGAAUGUUUUAACACAUGUUUGUUUAGAUUAAGAGUAAAGAUCAUUUGUACAGUUCAGUGAUCUAGUCUGAUGUGCCCUCUUAUCAGCUAGUGGAAAUACAAUGGGAGGAGUGCUCUGUAAACAGUGAGGGAGUUCUAUAUGUGAGGUUUUAUACUCUGAAUUCUAAGUUAUUGAGAUACAACUAUUAUAUAAACGGUAUUACUACUUGUCAGAAAUCAUGAGGAGGAACAAUUUAAUUCAGCCUGAGUGUGGGUGCUUGUGUUUGACCUCUUUAGCCAUAUGUUGUUACAGCCUUAUAGAAUCUAAGCUGGUCUUAACAUAACAAAUGAUUCAUUGGGUCUAGUGAGAAAUGGGGAUGUGGUUAGAGGUGCUGGUUCCUAGAUGUGUGAGUCUGUGUGAGUGUAUGUGAGUGUGUAUGUGUAUUAAAUGUAUAUAUCCACACAUUUUAUAUUGACAUUCUGUAGAUAUGUUUGAAUACAGAAACUUUUUUUUUUAACCCCAACUACUGAAUCCAAAAGUACCAGAUAGUAUAUAGCAAAACUGAGAUUUAAGGUUGUGUCUAAAGGUACAGUGAUUCAGCCAUUUGCAAUUGUCAUUUGUUUCAGCCUUUUUAAUUUGAGCAUUUCUCUGCUGCAGUUGGUUAGCUGGAUUAGCCACGUCUGAAUAUAUACAUGUGGCUUAAUCAUAUGGUUGUUAGGAUAAUCAAUCUUGUUCAGCAAUCAGCAUCAAAUGAUUGUUAGGUGGUCAUGUGAUCAACAUUGAGUUCUUUGUUUCUGCAAGCACACUAAGCUGAGUAGAUUUUUUUUUUAAUUUGUUUUAAAUUGAUUUACUUGAGGGUAGAUUAAAAGCCUUUUAAAAGAAUCGGUUUGAGAAAUAUCAGUGCCCUUCAGUACAUAUAUGUAACUUUCCUUUCUUCAUUUAACAGAGAAUUCUGUUGUAACCAUGUUUCUUUUUCUUUUAAAUGUUAUUUUAAGUUAUAUGUUCUUCAAUUAUGGUCACAUAUAAUUUGGUCACCAAAAAUGAAAUGAUAGUUGAAAACAAGUAGCUGUUGCUAAAUGUGCUUAAAAAAUACUCAUUUUGUAACUAGAAUUUUUAAAGUUUCUUAUUAUCAAUAGUGUCCUAGUUAAGAACAAAUAUACACCUCACAAUUCCCAUAUUGUAUCUGUAGUUAUUUGAUGCUAUGUGAACCACAUAUGAAAGAAUUUUUUUUUCAAAAUUCCACUAUCAUUCUGUUAUAGGCACCUAAACCCAGUGUGAAGAAAAUGGCACAGCAGAAUCUUGUGCCUUCUGAACCAUCAGAAAGAUUAAACCAUGCUUCAUGUUCUUGUUUUGUGUUUCUCUGAACUCUCAGUCUUUACUCAUGAGUUACUGGAUUAAUUUCUCUGAUGUCUUUCCUGAGAACUUAUGAUAGUUUAUUCUUCAGUUGUACUUUGCUGGUGAAAAAGUUGCAGAAUGCUUUGGAUAACAAAAAGCAAAUUAUGAAAGAUUGUGAAGAUGAUGAAAAAAAUGGAAUGCAAAAUACAAGAUACCAAAAAUAAAAAUUUUGUCCCAUUUUUAAUAA